AUGAUCAACUACGACUCUCGACUUGAAAGCAAAAACUCUAUUCCGCGUCAAAACCAGCAAAUCCUACAUAUUAACAGCAUUGCUGCUUUUACUCAAUUAUCUUCGAGUCAUGAUCAUAUUCCAAAUCGACGUGUAUCAGACAACUUUUCCGCACCGCGUUCAUAUACACCUGAAUAUCAUACCCAAACUACAUAUCUUGCUCAACAUCGUCUAUGCGAACAAUUACGCGAAGAAGCCAAACAUCAUCAAACAACCGACACGCUUGUCAUGGGAUUUUCAUCACCUAGAGACAAUCCAUUUCGCGAUAAACAAAAAUGUUCUUUGUUGUAA
This is a messenger RNA of Adineta ricciae, 330 nucleotides long. NCBI's taxonomy places the organism in Eukaryota, Metazoa, Rotifera, Eurotatoria, Adinetida, Adinetidae. The record is from the annotation of a GenBank genome assembly.